UUUCGAAUUAAGGUUAUCUGCGAGGAAUCCAUAUUUUACCCUCGUUUUUUUUGUUUUGUUUUGUUUUGUGUGCUUUUGUGCAUUUUCUUCUCAACCAUCAUUUCUCCCACCCAUCCAUCCAUCAACACAACCACAAAAUCCCAAUACCAUUUUUCCAACCGCAUUCAAUUCUAAGCAUUUCACCGCGAAGAAUUUCAUUCUUACAUCAUUGAAAAUGUCGAAGUCUACAUUUUCAUUCCGAGAGGCCAUGAAGGACAUCAUGGCGCGCUUUGGCUCUAUCCGAGUCCGCACCGAGUUCCCGAGUCAGCUCAAGUUCCUCAUCCUCUCAGAGGUGGACGAAUGCGAGAGGGCAGGAAUCCAUGGCAUGGCCGUAGAGUCGGUCCAGUUCAAUAUUUGCUAUUACCUUUGGGACGACGUUUCCCGAGACGAGGAACCUGUCUGGGCUGAUGGGCUCAUAGACACAAGCCCCCGAACGGCCGAUGAUGCCCGCGAGAAGGCGGACUUGAAGGUCCUGCGCGCAGCGGCAGAUCGCGUCAUGGAAUCCGUCGAGGACGCCGUGAAAAUGGUCGAAACAAACAAGGAACUCGUCUCGCCCAAAGCUGAGCUACCGCCCCAGCCUCCUUCCGCGAAGAGGAUUGAGGAGGGCAAGAACAAAGGAACCGACAAGCCGCCGGCGCUCCCAAUGACAGGAUCGAUCGAGACUAACAAGAUCGCCAGUUGGGCUGACCCUGAAGCCUAUAGACGGGCAUUUGCCUCAGUGGGGACCAAUACAAUCACGCACUCGCUCCCUCCCAACUAUCUCUUGCUAUGGGAGAAGGCGUCUCUGGGCUUGAUUAAGACGUUCAAGCACUCGCCCAGUCUGGAGGAGAUUCUCGAGGGGCUCGAGGCACUCAUGGUCACGCCCUGCCUCCCGUCAACACUCGGGAAGCUAGACGCGCAGCGCUUCAGAACGGCGAUGUUUGCCUGCGAGAACGUUGCCUGCGAGUUGGUUGAAGACGUGGCUGCAGGUGAUAUCAACUUGCUAGAAGAAUGGCGCUGCGGUCUCUAUGAACGCUUCGAUAGGGAAGCCGCUGAGCUGAAGGAGAAAACUGGAUUGUGGAGAAGAAACCGCGAAGAUGAUGAAGAGGCUCUGAAGGGCGAUUAGAAUUUCGCCGAAGGGGAAUUAUCGGCAUCGUGAGGACGGGAAGGGCUUUGUUCAUCGAUAGACGAAACUAAAUGAAAGCUGCGGGCUUCCCCCAAGUACUAAAAAAGAUGAGACAUCAAAUGGAUAAUAAUAG
Molecule: messenger RNA, 1277 nt
Organism: Hypoxylon sp. CI-4A
Lineage: Eukaryota; Fungi; Ascomycota; Sordariomycetes; Xylariales; Hypoxylaceae
Source: the annotation of a GenBank genome assembly